GCGGGACUUGGAAGAGGAGAGUCGGUCUCCAUGGCAACGCGGGGCGCUGACGGGGCUCCAGCCUCUCCGGCGGCGGCGUCGAGGUUUCCCCGGAGGGAGCGGGGCCGCGCGGGGAAGAUCAGUUUGGAACUCCACAGUCCUAGUGACUGCAAUUGCUUAGGCAAGGAAAAUGAGCUCUGAAGAUGUUUGGAAAAGGGAUGAUUCUGAAGAAGAAGAAGAAGAGUAUGUUUCCAGUGAGUCAGAAGAACAAUCUGAACCAGAAUUGGAACCAGAGGAUCCUGAAGAUCCUAUUUAUGCCACAGCUCCAACAGUUAAUAUUCGGGAUGAAGGUUCCAUUGACGUGCACACAUGUCCUGCCUUUCAGUGCCUUGAUGAGUUGUUUUAUGAUGGAAAAAUCCCUGGAACCAGAAUGGCUGAACUGAAGGCAAAGUAUACUGUUCUGCAUGAUACUCUAGUGAGCUUACAGGAAGCAGAGAUUCAGCUGCUACAGGAUGCCAAACGUUUCACAGUCGAAAUAGAACAGCAAGAGCAGAUACUAGAAACUACUGAUCAGUUUCCAGAGGGAUAUUCUUCAGAGGUCACCAAACUGAGACAGCAGUACCUGAGAUAUGUCAAUGAAUACAAUGCGAUUCAGGAGAGGGAGUAUGAAAUUCAGUACAAGUUGAACAGCUUACGAGAAGACAAGAAUCUCAUCGAAAGGGAGUAUAAAAGAAUGCCAAAAGCUACUGAUGCCGAUAAGAGGAUGAAGGCUCUGAGGGAAAGCUGUGAAGAGCUUCGUAAAGAAACUACACACAGGCGGCAAGAAAUCAGAGCACUGAAAGAUGAUCUUUCUUUAAGACACAAGCGCCUUACUAAGGAUCAGAAAGAACUCGAGGAACUAUUUCGGAAGCAAGAAGAAAUAAAAGAUGACCUUGUCCGUCUUCAAGCCAUUCCUCUUCAGCUCGGAAAGGAUAUGGACAAAAUAAACCGCAGAAUGCAAGAAACGGAGAAAAGGAGAAAGGCAAUUCAGGAAGAAGCACGAGAGAUAUUUGAGUCCUUAAGAAAAAUAGAGGCUAAAAAUGACGAUGCACUAGAAGAAAAGGAUGAUGUGAUGAAAGAGGUGGAUGGGAAAAAGGCUUUGCUGGAAAGCAAGGAGCGAGAAUUUAUCUCUCUUACUAAAAUGCAUGAAAUGAACAAAGAGAAUGAAGGAAGUGCCAUAGCAGAAAGGGCUAUCUUAGAAAUGGGUUCUCGUAACUGUAUUGUGACAAAGCAGAAACUGCAAGACACUUUGAGUCGGAUGCAAAGAGAGAGAGAGAAAGAUUUCAGAAAUUUUAAAAAGAUGGAGAUGCAGUUGAAGAUAGCUCAGGAGGGCUUGGAGCAAAUCAGAUCCUAUCAUGAGAGAAUCCAAUUAGAGCUAGAUGCUGUUCCAAAAGAUGAUGGGACACUACUAGAAAGACGAAGGGAGCUCCAGAGGGAAGUAGAAAUGAUUAAGAGAAAUCUGGCCCAGGAGAAAACAUCAACAGAUGCUGAAGUACGAAUAUUUGAGCAGUGUAUUGCUGAAGAAGAACACCUAUUUAAAGCCCAGGAACACUACAGAGAGGAAGUAGACAACUUGAUACGUUUGACUCAGAUCAAGGCUGAUGAGAGGGAGCAAAAAUCAAAGGAUUUUUUGAAAUCCCAGGUACGGCUGCAUAAUGUUAAAGCAGAUAUAAAAACAAAAGACUUUGAAGUAAGGGAACAUAUGAAGAAGCAAAAAGCAAUUCAGAGACAAAUGAAAGAAUUUGCUAAAAUGUAUGACAUUGUGCGACAUGAGAGAAACAAACUGGUCAACCUUUUGCAUUGUGCUCGCCAAAAAACAAAUGAAAUUAAAGAGAGAGUCAAAAUGCUAGAUAAUGAAAAGGAAAUCUUAAGGACCAAUGCUGUGAUUAAAGAGAGAAAAUUGCAAAAAUACCAAAUGAAACAUGCAAGUAACAUUUCGGUCAAAGACAGCAUCCAGUGUGAUGUUUGCAAAGUUCAUCAAACACUCGUGGAGAUGAAAGAAAAGCGAGAGCAGCAGCUGAUGGACGUUGAAAGACUCACCAACUUGCUCACUCGUAUCGAGGAUGAAAUGGUUCAGUUGCGAAAGAAAUAUGAAAAGGCCGUCCAGCUUCGAAAUGAGAGUGGAGUUCUGCUCAUAGAGCGUGAAGAAGAAGUGUGCAUUUUUUACGAAAAAAUAAAUAUUCAGGAAAUGAUGAGCCGAAAUGGUGAUACGGAGAUUAAUGUGAUGGAUGAAAAGAUCCGCUUUCUAAAGCUGAAGCUCACGGAGAAAAAGAGGCAGAUUGAGUUGUCCCUGAGAACCCUGCCGCUGAAAAGAGGUCUAGAUGCAGAUCUGGUCGUCCUGCAGAUUCAGUUUUCUCAAUGCAAGGACAGGAUUAAAAGCCUGGAAAAACUGUUUAUAGACCCCAGUGGACAAAACAGAACAAGAGCACUACCAGGGAAGGACCUCACUCUAGAAGAGUUGUACCAAAAAAUAGAUGAGUUAGAAAUAAAGUUGACACAAAAAGAAGAGAAAUUGCUUGAGAAGGACUUUAUCUUUGAGCAAGUUGCCCGGCUGACGGACAAAAUACAUGCCAAGGCUGAAAACGGCAAGGAGGACACAUUAUUAUUGGCAAAAAAGAUGAAUGGACUACAAGAGAAAAUAAAAAGUACAACCCAAAAAAUGAUGGCUCUUAUUGCAGAGCUGUCUAUGAAACAAGCACACGCCAUUAAGCUGCAGCAAGAAAUGAGAGACAAAGAACAGUUUUUAAUGACCAUCACCUCCAGGUUGGAAAAAGGUCUCCCACUUCCUAAGGAAGUAGAGACUGAAUGGUUAAAGGUGUUGCGUGACGAAGAAGUGUAUAAAGCAGCAAUGGAAGCCAAAGCAAAACGUGCUACAGAAGAGGAACAAUAUUCCUUACCAACUUCUGUAUUCACCACAGCCGAGCAACGUCCCAAUGCCUACAUCCCAGAUGAUGAAAAUGUUCUCCCUCUGCCACGGCCCUAUGGCGCACUGGCUCCUUUCAAACCAGGCGAGCCUAGUGCAAAUAUGAGGCAUAUAAGGAAGCCAAUAGUGAAGCCAAUUGAAGUCUAAAGAGACAGAACCUUGCAGAAGUUAUAAUUCAGGGCCUACUCUUAUGUUCAGAGUCAGAACUCCCUACAAUGUCAUAACAGAUCACACAGUGUUGUUGACAAACAUUCCCUAGUGUCACACAACACUUAAUGAAAUGAAUGGUGUUGUACAGUAAGGGGUUGGCAAAUUGUACCCUCUUAAGUAUUUUUUAUUUAAAAAACUAUAAAGCAGAUUUCCCCAUAUAUUUGUGUUGCAAAAAAAACUAUAUUUUAAAUAAUCACAAGUAGUAAAUUAGACAUAGAUCAUCAUCAGUACAAUCCUCUUACCUUUAUGCAGUUAGUUUCCAAACAUUUAAGGCAGUAUUUUGAAAUGUUUGGAGGCUGCCAAGUAGUUUGGUAGCUUUAUCUCCCAUACUUUAUACAAUCGGUUAUUAACAUUUACUAUCUGUGCCUUCUUGUUUUCUGCAGAUGUAUGAAGUACUCUUUCAAUGCACAAAUAAAAGUAACUGUGAAAUAAAA
Molecule: messenger RNA, 3585 nt
Organism: Podarcis muralis (Common wall lizard)
Lineage: Eukaryota; Metazoa; Chordata; Lepidosauria; Squamata; Lacertidae
Gene: CCDC146
Product: coiled-coil domain containing 146
Cellular component (GO): cytoskeleton
Source: RefSeq, a predicted model, not a curated record